Molecule: messenger RNA, 5231 nt
Organism: Neofelis nebulosa (Clouded leopard)
Lineage: Eukaryota; Metazoa; Chordata; Mammalia; Carnivora; Felidae
Gene: ZNF470
Product: zinc finger protein 470
Exons: 4
Coding region: 2935-5034 (699 amino acids)
Biological process (GO): regulation of DNA-templated transcription
Cellular component (GO): nucleus
Source: RefSeq, a predicted model, not a curated record
GCUUUUUAAAAAAAAUUAUUAUUUAGGGGCACCUGGGUGGCUCAGUUGGCUGAGUGUCCCACUUCGGCUGAGGUCCUGAUCUCAUAGUUCUUGAGUUAUUUUUGAGAGCGAGCGAGAGUGUGCAAAGUCUGGGGAGGGGCAGAGAGAGGAGACAGAGAAAGCCAAGCAGUCUCCAUGCUGUCAGCACAGAGCCCAACUCAGGGCUCAAACUCACAGACCUGACCUGAACCGAAAUCAAGAGUCAGACACUUAACCAACUCAGCCACCCAGGGACCCUGAUUAAUAAACUUUAAAAACUAAUCAAAUAAAAAAUAACAGCAUAGUAAAAUUGUCUUUAUUUUAUAUCAGUGAGCAGCUUAUAGCAAAGCAAAACACCUUUUCUAAUCAGAUUCAACACUACAAAACAUGUACUACCAAUGGAACUCGUUUGUUACGCAGUUAAGGAUUUUAUAUAUUUUUUUAAUGUUUAUUUACUUAUUUUGAGAGUGAGAGCGUGCAGGGAACAGAGAGAGAUUCCCAACCAGGCUCCAUGCUGUCAGUGCAGAGCCCAACGUGGGGCUCGAUCCCACCAACCGUGAGAUCAUGACCUGAGCCGAGAUCAAGAGUCUGAUGAUUAACUGACUGAGCCACCCAGGUGCCCCAGCACUUAAACAUUUUAGAUGAAAUCAGUAUUGUUACUUGUCAGAGGAAAAUAUUUUGAGAGUGGCAGAGUAUGGCAAAAAGAUUAGUAAUGUGACUGUGGGACCAGAUUGCCUGGCUACGAAUUGUAGCUCCACUGUGUACUAGAUAGAGCACCUUAAUUUCGGUUUCCUCGACCACAAAAUGGGAAUAAUACUAGUACCUAAUUUAUAGUCCUGCUGUAAGUGUUAGUGAGUUAAUAUACUUUAAGUGUUUAGGAAAGUAAGUGGCACAUAAUAAGCACUGUAUAAGCAUCAGCUUUAUAUGCUGCUGUUUGCCUGGACAGCUGCUGUCUGCCUGUAUGCCCGUGUAAUUCUUCAUAUGAUGUGUAGUGUGUGUGUGUGUGCGUGUGUGUAUACACUCUAACAGACCUGGGAAAAACCUACAACAUGGCAUUUGAUGCACAAGAAGCACUGAACAUCAGGAGGUUUUUAUUUCCAACGGAAUAUUGAUUUUAAAACUAACAGUAAUUUACGCUGAAAUUGGGAGAGCCCUUGUUCCGGGAAAGGUGGACUGAGCACAUGUCACCCUGUCUUUCCGCUGGAAGCUGCUGUAGGACUGGGACAGCAGGCAUGGAGCAACCAUCUGAGGUCUGUAAGCGGUAAAGAACAGCAGGCUGAUGGGGAAAGAAACCCAGAAUGCAAUGUGUUUACCUUUUUUUUUUUUUUUUAACUUCCCAAUAUCUCCUAGCAUGGAUUCAACAAGCACAAAACCCACAAGGGGUUUUGGCAUGGAUAAAAAGAACUGCAGGAGAUACCUAGUUCAGGCUCAAGAAGUAGGAAGGGGAUCUAAUACUCAGAAAGGGUGGAUGGGACUCUACCUUAAAAAAAAAAAAUUAUGUUUUCUUGUGUCCUGAGACAGUAGCAGUGGGGUCUAAAGGCAUCUAAAACUUUGAAGGAGGAGAAAUGUCUGUGAUUGAGAAGCUGUGUCCCCCAGAGGGUGGAGUAAACUCUUACUGCUUUGUUUUCUUGCUUCUGUUCUCUCCCUGCUUGGCUCCAGAGGUGGGUACAGUCAGGGCAGGGGCACAGUCAAGUGGAAUAAAUAAGCCCCAGCCAUCUGGCCAGAGGACUGCGAAGGGGAACCCCUAGGAGGUAGGAACUACUGGAGAAAUCACAGAGAAGAGGAGCUUUGGGAAUCAACUGUAUAAAGCUGUUUCUGAACUCCCAGGCUCACCUGAGCCUGCUCAUGCGUGUAUCUGGCCCCAGUCAACGAGAAGUGAACUGAGGGAUAGACUGCUGGUCACCAAGCAGGACACGUGUAGGACAGAGGCGACUGUCACUUCAUAGGCUCUGCAAAUGGAGCCGGAACAAAAUAUCAACAUUCUCCAUAUAAUUUAAACAAGACGUAAAGUCUUGUAACAUUCAGAAGGUCCAGGAUACUAUCUAAAAUUACUCAAAUGAUGAAAAAGUAGGAGAAUUUCAAUUCAUGGGAAAAGCUAAUCACCAGACGCUGGCAUUGAUGUGACCUGGAUGUUGGGAUUAUCUGAUAAAGGUUUUAAAGCAGCUAUUAUAAUAAUGCUCCAACAAGUGAACUCUCUUGAAGCAGACAGCCUCAGCAAAGAAAUAGAAGAUAGCAGCAAGAAAUGAAAAAUAUAAUUACCAAAAUAAACCCACUGGAUGGGCUUAGCGGCACAGUGAGAAAGGCAGUAGGAAGAGUUGGCGACCUUGAAGGUACAGAGGAAUUGUCUAAUCUGAACAAUUGAUACAAGAUUGAACAGAGCCUCAGGGCCCAGAAUGUUAAACAUUUGUAUCAUUGAAGCCCCAGAAAAGAGAAAGUGUAGAAAAAAUAUUUGAAGAAAUAAUGGCUGAAAAAUUCCUAACUUUAGUGAAAGACAUAAAGCUGUGGAUCCAUGAAGCUCAGCAAACUCCAGCGUGAUAAACUCAAAGACAUCCUGCCUGGUGGCUCUGUCAUCAGACUGUUAAAAACCACAGACAAGGGAAACAGCCCGGGAAGAACGUUGCGUAACAUAUAGGGUAGCAGCAACUUCAAUUCUGGGUUUUCCAUCAGAAAUCAUGCAAAUCAGAAGGAAGUAGAGCAACUUUUAAAAAGUACUCAAAGGAAAGAACUGUCAACCCAGCAUUAUGUGUCCAGCAAAAAAAUACCCUUCAAAAUUGAAUGUGAAAUAGUGUCUCAUAUGGAGGAAAACUAAGGAAAUUCAUUGGCGGAUUUCUCAAAGAAUUGCAAAAGGAAGUUCUUCUGAUAGAAAUUAUACCAGAAGGGAACUGAAACAUCAGGAAUGAAGAAAGUGCAACAGAAAUGGAUUCAGUGACUUUCACGGAUGUGGCCAUAGAUUUCUCUCAAGAGGAAUGGGAAUGGCUGAAUCUUGCUCAAAGGACUUUAUAUAAGAAAGUGAUGUUGGAGAACUACAGGAAUCUGGUUUCAUUGGGUCUUUGCAUUUCUAAACCAGAUGUGAUCUCCUUAUUGGAGCAAGGUGAAGACCCCUGGAUGAUGAAGGGAGAGAGGACAGGAGGCCUCUGCCCAGACUUGGAGUAUGUUUGGAUGACCAAGGAAUUAUCUCCAAACCGGGACAUUUAUGAAGGAAAGUUAUCCCAGGCAGUGAUACUGGAAAGGCUUCCAAGCUGUGACCUUACCUGCUCCACAUUAGGGGAAAACUUGAAAUGUGAAAACCUGUUUAAGAAGGAGCUGGUAAGUCAGAAGACACCUUUUAGUCAAGAGACAGUCACUCAUAUUGGUACCCUUAUCGAGAAAAGAGACCACUUUAACAAAUCGGGGACACUUUUACAUCUGAAUAGAUUAUCUUAUCUGGAGCAGGUAUUUUCCAUAGAAGAAAGAAUGUAUAAUUUUGACACAGAUAAGAAAAGUUUAAAAACACAUUCAUUUGUCAAAAAACAUAAGCAAGUCUUGGGCGAAAAGAAACUUCUGAAAUGUAACGACUGUGAGAAAACUUUCAGCAAAAUCUCAACCCUUACCCUUCAUCAGAGAAUUCAUACUGGAGAGAAACCCUAUGAAUGUGUUGAAUGUGGGAAAGCCUUCAGCCAGAGUGCCCACCUUGCUCAACACCAGAGAGUUCACACAGGAGAAAAACCCUUUGAAUGUACUGAAUGUGGGAAAGCCUUCAGUCAGAAUGCUCAUCUUAUUCAGCACCAGAGAGUUCAUACUGGAGAAAAGCCUUAUCAAUGUAAGCAAUGUAACAAAGCCUUCAGCCAGCUUGCACAUCUCGCUCAACAUCAGAGAGUUCAUACUGGAGAGAGACCCUAUGAAUGUAUUGAAUGUGGGAAGGCUUUUAGUGAUUGUUCAUCCCUAGCUCAUCAUCGAAGGAUUCACACUGGAAAAAGACCAUAUGAAUGUAUUGACUGUGGGAAAGCUUUCAGGCAGAAUGCUUCUCUGAUACGUCAUCGGAGAUAUUAUCAUACUGGAGAGAAACCAUUUGAUUGUAUUGAUUGUGGGAAGGCUUUCACUGAUCACAUAGGACUUAUUCAGCAUAAGAGAAUUCAUACUGGAGAGAGACCUUACAGAUGUAAUGUGUGUGGGAAGGCUUUUAGCCAUGGCUCAUCCCUGACUGUACAUCAGAGAAUUCAUACAGGAGAGAAACCUUAUGAGUGUAACAUCUGUGAGAAAGCCUUUAGCCAUCGUGGCUCACUUACUCUCCAUCAAAGAGUUCAUACUGGAGAAAAACCCUACGAGUGUAAGGAAUGUGGGAAAGCUUUUCGGCAGAGCACACAUCUUGCUCAUCAUCAGAGAAUUCAUACUGGAGAGAAACCCUACGAAUGUAAGGAAUGCAGCAAAACUUUCAGCCAGAAUGCACACCUUGCACAACAUCAGAAAAUACACACUGGAGAGAAACCAUAUGAAUGUAAGGACUGUGGUAAGGCCUUCAGUCAAAUUGCACACCUUGUUCAACACCAGAGAGUUCAUACUGGCGAGAAGCCUUACGAAUGUACUGAGUGUGGGAAGGCCUUUAGUGAUGGUUCCUAUCUUGUUCAACAUCAGAGACUCCACACUGGCAAGAGACCAUAUGAAUGUCUUGAAUGUGGAAAGGCCUUCAGACAGAGGGCAUCCCUGAUUUGUCACCAGAGGUGUCAUACAGGCGAGAAACCUUAUGAAUGUAAUGUUUGUGGGAAAGCCUUUAGCCAUCGUAAAUCCCUUACACUACAUCAAAGAAUUCAUACAGGAGAGAAACCGUACGAGUGUAAGGACUGUAGCAAAGCCUUCAGCCAGAUUGCCCAUCUUACACUACAUAAGAGAAUUCAUACUGGAGAAAGGCCCUAUGAAUGUAAAGAAUGUGGGAAAGCCUUCAGGCAGAGUGUACAUCUCACUCAUCAUCAACGAAUUCAUACUGGAGAGUCAUCCUCGAUUAUUCCCUCCUCCUCACUCCCAUACCACCAAGUCCUCUAGAUUCAAUCUUCUGAAGGCCUCUAGAGUCCAUCCACUUUUUCCCAGUCUAUGUCCCAUUAUCAUAGUCUAAGCGGUAACCAUCUCAUUUUUAUGUUUACAACAGUGUUACAAACAUUUACCCUCUAGCUCCCCUCAAGUGCAUUUUUAACACUGUAGCCAGCUUAAUCUUUUAAAAAUAAAAGUCAGUAUUCAUGUUA